UUUGUCGAAAUGAUCGCAAACGAUUACAACCUCAACACCGCUGGAAGAGAUCAAGGAUUUACUGAAGGAGUUCCAAGACAUUCUUCCCGACGACCUUUCAAACGAGCUACCGCCAUACCGAACACAUCAACACGAGAUCGUGGAGGAAUCAGGUUCGAAGCCGACCUUCCGAGCACCAUAUCGGCUCAGCCCCAUAGAGCUAGCCAACAUGAAGAAACAGAUCGAGUACCUCAUUGCCAAAGGGCUCAUCCGACCAUCCACUUCACCAUACGGUGCCCCAGUGCUCUUCACACCGAAACCGGACGAAAGUCUGCGCAUGUGUAUCGAUUACUGAGCUCUCAACAAGCAGACCAUCAGAACAAAUACCCGAUUCCACGAAUCGAUGACCUGCUUGACCAGCUUUGGGGAGCAACGGUAUAUUCCAAGCUAGACCUGUGGUCCGGAUACUGGCAAAUAAGAAUGGCGGACAACUCCAUCCACAAAAUUGCCUUCCGAACUCGGUACGGUUCGUACGAGUAUCUGGUAAUGCCGUUCGGACUCACCAACGCACCGGCAACAUUCCAAGUCGAAAUGAACCACAUUUUACGCCCACUCUUGGACGAAUGUGUGGUGGUGUACCUGGAUGACAUCCUCAUCUACUCGCACGACAUGAAGCAGCACGUUGAACACCUGCGAUGCGUUUUCGACAUUCUUCGACGAGAACGAUUCUACGUCAAAUUGUCCAAGAGCGAAUUCGCCCUUGAGAAGGUCCAAUUCCUAUGACACAUGGUGAGCGCUCAAGGAGUUCAU
Molecule: messenger RNA, 789 nt
Organism: Closterium sp. NIES-67
Lineage: Eukaryota; Viridiplantae; Streptophyta; Zygnematophyceae; Desmidiales; Closteriaceae
Source: the annotation of a GenBank genome assembly